CCUGGAGGAAAGAUGGUGGUGAUCAAGGCCUGCGUGUUCUUCUUCCUGGUCCUAGAGGUCACCUCUCUGUUGGGGAGGCAGAUGAUGCUCACUCAGUCGGUGAGAAGAGCCCAGCCUGGGAAGAGGACCUCAGGCAUCUUUGCCAAGCCUGCUGACCCCCUGGACAGUUCUGGGGAGUGGACAACAUGGUUCAACAUCGACCACCCAGGUGGGCGGGGUGACUACGAGCGGCUGGAUGCCAUUCGCUUCUACUACGGGCACCAGGUGUGUCCUCGGCCCUUGCAGCUAGAGGCUAGGACCACCGACUGGAUACCCGCAGGCAGCACUGGCCAAGUGGUCCAUGGCAGCCCCCUUGAGGGCUUCUGGUGCCUCAACAGGGAGCAGCGGCCCGGCCAGAACUGCUCCAAUUAUACUGUGCGCUUCCUCUGCCCGCCAGGAUCCCUGCGCCAAGACACAGAGCACAGCCUCUGGAGCCCGUGGUCUCCCUGGAGCAAGUGUUCUGCUGCUUGUGGUCACCCUGGGGUCCAGACCCGAACACGCACCUGCUUAGCGGAGACGGUGUCACUGUGCAAUGAUGCCACCGAGGAGGGCCGGCUCUGCAUGGAGCAGGCCUGUUCAGCCUGUGACCUGACCUGCCCCAUGGGCCAGGUGAAUGCUGACUGUGACGCCUGCAUGUGCCAGGACUUCGUGCUGUAUGGGGUUGUCUCCCUCCCUGGGGGCGCCCCAGCCUCAGGGGCUACUGUCUACAUCCUGACCAAAACACCUAAGCUAUUGACCCAGACGGACAGCCGCGGGAGGUUCCGCGUCCCUGGCUUGUGCCCCGAUGGCAAAAGCAUCCUGAAGAUCACAAAAACCAAGUUUGCCCCUAUCAGGCUCACAAUGCCUAAGACUAGACUGAAGGCAGCCACCAUCAAGGCGGAGUUCAUGAGGGCAGAGACUCCAUACAUUGUGAUGAACCCCAAGACAAAAGCACGGAUUGCUGGGCAGAGUGUGUCCCUGUGCUGUAAGGCCACGGGGAAGCCCAAACCAGACAAGUAUUUCUGGUACCAUAACAGCACACUGUUGGACCCCUCCCUCUACAAACACGAGAGCAAGCUGGUGCUGAGGAAUCUGCAGCGGGACCAGGCCGGGGAGUACUUCUGCAAGGCCCAGAGCGACACUGGGGCUGCAAAGUCCCAUGUCGCCCGGCUGACUGUCAUAGCCCCCGAUGAGACUCCUUGCAACCCAACCCCUGAGAGCUACCUUAUCCAGCUGCCCCAUGAUUGUUUCCAGAAUGCCACCAAUUCCUUCUACUAUGAUGUGGGUCGUUGUCCUGUCAAGACCUGUGCAGGGCAGCAGGAUACUGGGAUCAGGUGCCAGGAUGCUGUGGAGAACUGCUGUGGGAUCUCUAAAACAGAGGAGAGGGAGAUCCAGUGCAGUGGGUACACGCUGCCCACCAAGGUGGCCAAGGAGUGCAGCUGCCAGCGGUGUACGGAGACCCGGAGUAUCGUUCGGGGACGCGUCAGCGCCUCUGACAAUGGGGAACCCAUGCGCUUUGGCCACGUGUACAUGGGGAACAGCCGUGUGAGCAUGACUGGCUACAAGGGCACGUUCACCCUCCAUGUCCCUCAGGACACUGAGAGGCUGGUGCUCACAUUUGUGGACAGGCUGCAGAAGUUUGUCAACACCACCAAAGUGCUGCCCUUCAAUAAGAAGGGGAGUGCGGUGUUCCAUGAGAUCAAGGUGCUUCGGCGGAAAGAGCCCAUCACCUUGGAGGCCAUGGAGACCAACAUUAUCCCCUUGGGGGACGUGGCUGGUGAAGAUCCUGUGGCUGAGCUGGAGAUCCCAUCCAAGAGUUUCUACCGGCAGAACGGGGAUCCCUACACAGGAAAAGUAAAGGCCAGUGUGACCUUCCUGGAUCCCCGGAAUAUUUCCACAGCUACUGCUGCCCAGAGUGACCUGAACUUCAUCAAUGAUGAAGGAGACACCUUCCCCCUUCGGACAUACGGCAUGUUCUCUGUGGACUUCACAGAUGAGGCCUCCUCAGAGUCACUUAAUGUUGGCAAGGUGAAGGUCCACCUCGACUCAACCCAGGUCAAGAUGCCAGAGCACUUGCCCAUGAUGAAACUCUGGUCACUCAAUCCAGGUACAGGGCUGUGGGAGGAGGAAGGUGACUUCAAAUUUGAAAGCCAAAGGCGGAACAGAAGAGAAGACAGGACCUUCCUGGUGGGCAACAUGGAGAUCCGUGAGAGGAGGCUCUUUAACCUGGAUGUCCCUGAAAGCAGGAGGUGCUUCAUCAAGGUGAGGGCCUACCGAAGUCAGAGGUUCUUGCCCAGUGAGCAGAUUCAGGGUGUCGUGGUCUCUGUGAUCAACCUGGAGCCCAGGACUGGCUUCUCCUCUAACCCCAGGGCCUGGGGCCGCUUUGACAGUGUCAUCACUGGCCCCAAUGGGGCCUGUCUGCCUGCCUUCUGUGAUGACCAGUCCCCUGAUGCUUACUCUGCCUACGUCUUAGCCAGCCUGGCUGGGGAAGAACUGGAAGCAGUGGAGUCUUCUCCUAAAUUCAACCCAAAUGCAAUUGGUGUCCCUCAGCCCUACCUCAACAAGCUCAAGUACCGCCGGACAGACCAUGAGGACCCACAGGCCAAGAAGACAGCUUUCCAGAUCAGCAUGGCCAAGCCAAGGCCCAACUCAGCUGAGGAGAGCAAUGGACCCAUCUAUGCAUUCGAGAACCUCCAGGCAUGUGAGGAAGUACCUCCCAGUGCGGCCCACUUCCGGUUCUACCAGGUUGAGGGGGAUCGGUAUGACUACAACACGGUCCCUUUCAAUGAGGAUGACCCCAUGAGCUGGACUGAAGACUACCUGGCAUGGUGGCCCAAGCCAAUGGAGUUCAGGGCCUGCUAUAUCAAGGUGAAGAUUAUGGGGCCACUGGAGGUGAACGUGCGAUCCCGUAACAUGGGGGGCACCCACCGGCAGACAGUGGGAAAGCUAUACGGAAUCCGGGAUGUGAAGAGCACGCGGGACAGGGACCAGCGCAAUGUCUCAGCUGCCUGUUUGGAGUUCAAGUGCAGUGGGAUGCUCUAUGACCAGGACCGUGUAGACCGCACGCUGGUGAAGGUUAUCCCCCAGGGCAGCUGCCAUCGAGUCAGCGUAAACUCCAUGCUGCAUGAGUACCUGGUCAACCACCUACCACUGGCGGUCAAUGACGACACCAGUGAGUACACCAUGCUGGCACCCUUGGACCCACUGGGCCACAACUAUGGCAUCUACACUGUCACUGACCAGGACCCUCACACGGCCAAGGAGAUUGCGCUUGGCCGGUGCUUUGAUGGCACAUCUGAUGGCUCCUCCAGAGUCAUGAAGAGCAAUGUGGGAGUGGCCCUGACCUUUAACUGCGUAGAGAGGCAGGUGGGCCGUCAGAGUGCCUUCCAGUACCUCCAGAGCACCCCGGCCCGGCCCUCCCCCGCAAGCACUGUCAGGGGAAGAGCACCUUCAAGGAGGCAGUGGGCAAGUCAGGGUGGCCAGCGCCGGCGCAGAGGGGCGGCCUCUCUGAGGUUUUCUGGGGUUGCUCAGCAGCCUCUGAGCAACUAA
This is a messenger RNA of Mesoplodon densirostris (Blainville's beaked whale), 3567 nucleotides long. It is a transcript of the gene CILP, whose product is annotated as cartilage intermediate layer protein. The record is from RefSeq and is a predicted model, not a curated record. Bases 13 to 3567 code for a protein of 1184 amino acids. Lineage: Eukaryota; Metazoa; Chordata; Mammalia; Artiodactyla; Ziphiidae. The transcript has 8 exons.